UUGUACCUUGGCCUAUCUAGUGGAAGACCAUUUAAUUCUUCUGCCUGUCACGAUAUGCGGCUGGCGAAGAGAGAGAUGAGCAAAGAUACAUUAUUUCUAGUAAAUAAAUUAUUUUCAGACCAUUUAAGAAAUUGGAUAACUUCGCACGGUACGUGGUUGGGAAUGAUUGCACUAAACUGAAUGCUGAAUACCGACUACUGUUUUGACUAGUGUUUUCGACAGAAAACUAUCUUCAAAAACGUCAUGCAAAUGAACUUAAAAGCAGUAUCCUAUAAACAGCCCCUUAAUUUCCAACAACUGUCAAAUUUUUGUUUGCUUUAUAAAGUUAUCUUCAAAAACAUUGAGUCAUGUAAAUUAACUUGAAAAGCAGUAUCCUGUUAACGGCCCCUUAAUUUUCAACAACUGUCAAUUUUUUGUUUGCCUUAUAAUGAGCUCAAUCCGUACAGGUCGGCCCUUUCAUCCAUCAUUUCUCUGCUUCCGCCCCUUUAAUUCACUUUGCUGUUUGUCCAACACUACCCUAACCCAUUCUUAUCCCAUCUUGUUCUCCACACUAGCAUAACCACAAAAAGUAGCAUGCGCACACACACACACACACACACACACACACACACACACACACACACACACACAGAAAUAAAAAGCUUUGCCGGUUCCUAAAGCCUCACGUUGCAUGUGAACACCCCCACUGUUUGCCUUUGUGGUACGUUCCGAGAUGAGCAGUUACCGCCCCUAUCCCAAGUCAGAUUUGUCUCCACUCUAAGGAAAUACACUGUACCUCUGAAAUGUGUAAAAGUGUAACGUAAAAAGUUCUUCAUGGAACGUGGAUACCGAUGAAGGGGUAAAGGAGCGUUCAGUGACGGGAGGGUGACAGACUCUUUUUGGGGCUGACAAGCCAUGACAGGACUACUUGUGAAUCACCGGUGAACCCUCCUCCUUCCAAUGUCUCAGUGCUUUGGGCCAUGGCCUUUCACGCAGGCAACAUGAACCGUGAGGACCGGAAUGUGCUCCGAAUGAAAGAAAGAGAAAGGCGAAAUCAAGAAAUCCAGCAGGGAGGAGGAGAGGCGUUUACAGCAAAUUCCCCCCUUUUCCCUGAACCUUACAAAGUGUCUAGCAAAGAAGAUAAACUGUCCAGCCGUAUUCAGAGCAUGCUGGGCAAUUACGACGAGAUGAAAGAACCAAUUGGCGAGGCACUUCCGAAGCUUAGCACCAAACCCUCUAACAGCUCUUCUUCCGCCGAGGAGAAAUCUGGCGCGCCUUUGUUCGGCGAGAACCAGCGAGGAGGUGGCAGCGGUCAAAGCAGUAAGUGGACUCCCGUCGGCCCCGCAUCAGCUGGCGCCUCAUCUCAGUCUCAGAAACGCUCCGGACUGCAAGGGGGGCACAGUAGCCAGAGGGGCAGCGGCGGCAGUAGCGGCAGCAGCAGCGGCAGCCAAAGACACAGCGAAAAGAAGUCGAAUAAACACAGUGGCGCUUCCGAGCACUCAAAGUCGCACACAUCGAGUCCAGCGAAGGGCUCUCUGAGUUCCUCUGGUGGCAACAGCCACUCGCGGAGCUCCUUAGCCGCCGAGCAGCAUCACAGUAAGGAGCGCUACCGGUCCAAGUCCCCACGAGACCGAGAGGCCAACUGGGACUCGCCCUCGCGGGUUCACACCUCCUUCCCCAGCGGACAGCACUCAAGUCAGGCCUUCCCCCCGUCACUCAUGUCCAAACCAGGCUCCAUGCUCCAGAAGCCCACGGCCUAUGUGAGGCCUAUGGACGGCCAGGAGACUGCGGAAGCUAAGAGCUCGCAAGCAGAAAGCUACAGUGGACAGUCACACAGCAGUACUAUGGGGGAGAUGAAGUCCAAUGGCAAGGCCUCACUCACCAAACUCAAGAUCCCCUCGCAGCCUGUAGAGGGAUCUGGAGAUUCUAACUGCGUUGAUGAGAUUCUAAAGGAAAUGACUCAGUCCUGGCCCCCUCCAUUGACAGCAAUCCACACCCCCUGCAAGACAGAGCCCUCCAAGUUUCCAUUCCCCACCAAGGAUUCUCACUCAUUCUCAAGUGGACAGAAGCGAGGCAGUUCUUCCAAGAGCUCAAGCAGCCACCAGUCCAAAACUUGUGAUGACCAGCCAACUAUGCUGGAAGAUGACCUCAAGCUCAGCAGCAGCGAGGAUAGUGAUGGAGAACAGGACUCUGCCAAGAAUACCUCAAGAAACACAUCAGCAAGCCAUAACAGUGAAGGAGCCGAGCAGUCAAGAGAUGACUCGAGCAGUCACAGUGGCUCAGAAAGCAGCUCAGGUUCAGACAGCGAGAGUGAGAGCAGCACGACGGACAGCGAGGCCAACGAGCCCCCGCGGCCCGCUUCUCCCGAGCCCGAACAACCAAUGGCUAACAAGUGGCAGCUGGACAACUGGUUCAAGAAGGCAGCCCCACCGUCGCCGCUGGAUAACAAUAAUGUUCAAACUAAGAGCAAAAAGGAGGGCAGAGAUAACAGCUCAGGGCGUGGUUAUAGUAGCCAGGGAGGGGGAUCGAAAGAUUCCUCGGCAACGGGCCCAAGUAGGGACCUUCGGGCAGCACAAAAGGGUGGCGAGAGUGGCCGUGGUAGGCAGAAAUCUCCAGCUCAGAGUGAGAGUAGCACAGGGAACCGGAGGCCCGUGGGGAAGAAACAGCCUAAAAAGUCUGAAAAGCCCCCGGUAGUGGAGGAGCCCAAAGGAGGGCUGAGGGUGGAAAGCGAGCCAGCACCUGAGAUCCCCCCUCAUCGACCCAAAGCGGCCACCAAGGGUUCUCGCAAGCCCAGCAUAAAAAAGGAACCCAAAUCCUCUCCCCGGCCCAGUGCAGCUGCCCUCGCCGCUGCCGUAGACAAGCGCAAGGCUAAAACAAGUUCCAAGUCAACACGUGAGAAGUCUCGGGAGUUUGUCGACACUGACUCCUCGUCAUCGGACUCAGAGGGAAACGACAGCAUCCCUUCAUCCUCACAGACGCCAAAGUACACAGAGAGCAUCAGGACGCCCGUGUGCGUGUUCUCCCCAAUGGAGGAGAAGGAGCUGCUGUCUCCACUAAGUGACCCUGAGGAGCGCUACACCUCCAGGCAACCGCCGCAGGUUUUAAUUGUCAAGAUAGAUCUUAGUUUGCUAUCGAGGAUCCCUGGACGGCCAUACAAAGAGCCCACAGAGAUAAAAGUGGAGCGGGAUGACUCCCAAGACAGAGACAGCAAAGACUUCAGCAAGCAAAGCUCAGAGAAGAGCUCGAGCAAGGCCAAGAGGAAGCAUAAGAAUGACGAGGAAGGCACCAAGCCAGACAGCAAGCGAAGCAAGCUGGAGGAAAAGUCUCAAUCUCAUCAUAAAAGCAGCAGUAAAGAGUCAAAGAGGUCUUUGGAGAAGAAGGAGGAGCCCGUGCCCUCUCCGUCCAUUGUAGGCCUACAGCGGAUGCCGAAAGCUGAGCAUCCAAGCCGGAAGAGGACGGUCAGCCAGUCCUCCACGUCACUGUCUAGUGGGGCAGGCAGUGGCAAGGAGGGAGGCCACAGCACUAAGAGCACCUCCAACUCCAAACACAGAAAAGGGGAAGACAAGGGACGCAGCACUCGAGAUGGCAAGGAGAAAUCCUCCAAGGGAUGUGAUAACCAGCUGGCUGUGCCGCCACUCUCCACUGACUGUUCCAAGUUGCAAAGAUCCAAGCUGCCGUUUGAGGACAGGGCCCAUUCAGCAGAUCAUUACUUACAAGAAGCCAAGAAACUUAAACACAAUGCUGAUGCACUGCUAGACCGUUUUGAGAAGGCCAUUUACUACCUGGACGCCGUGGUAUCUUUCAUCGAGUGCGGCAACGCCCUUGAGAAGAGCGCCCAGGAAGCCAAGUCUCCUUUUCCCAUGUAUGCUGAAACGGUGGAGCUUAUCAAGUACACAAUGAAGUUAAAGAGCUACAUGGCCCCUGAUGCGACUCCAGCAGACAAGCGGGUAGCUGUUCUAUGCCUACGAUGUCAGUCUCUGCUCCACUUGCGGUUAUUCAAGCUGAGGAAAGACAGUGCUCUUAAAUACUCCAAAACACUUACAGAGCAAUUAAAGAACUCUCUAAGUAACACCCAGGCUCCCUCUCCUGGAAUGGGAAACAAGGCAGCGGGAAUGCCUUCGCCAGUGUCCCCCAAGCUGUCUCCGGGCACGGCAGGCGGUUACUCGUCGGUCAGCAGCAGCAGCAGCAGCACUGGCUCAUCUGUGACCAUACCUCAGCGCAUCCACCAGAUGGCUGCCAGCUAUGUGCAGGUCACCUCCAACUUCCUGUAUGCCACUGAGGUGUGGGACCAGGCGGAGCAGCUGGCCAAAGAGCAGAAAGACUUCUUCCAGGAGUUGGACAAAGUGAUGGGUCCUCUCAUCUUCAACACCAGCAGCAUGACCGACCUGGUGCGUUACACCCGGCAGGGCCUGCACUGGCUGCGACUGGACGCCAAGCUUGUUCCCUAGCGAGGACUGACGCUUUGUACCCCCCCCACCCCACCCUUUCCCUGCACGCUGCUCACCCACCCACACACAGCUACACCUCAGCGACACACACGCAGUCCACCUCUGAGCACACACACGGACGUGAGGAUGAACUUCUCAAGCAUAUCUCCAAGUGUGUGUGCGCAUCCUUUUUUCUUUUUUUUUAUCUGCGCCAGUUUGCCAAACACUCAGCAAAUUGAAACCAUCCUGGUGAGAAGCAACACGUCACACUCUUCACAUAUCUGCAUCUUUACAGAGAUGAAACAUGACUUAUUUUUUUUAUCUGUUUGGCCCUGAAGUGUUAGGUGAUUUAUUUAUUAUUUAUUCCCUGCGCUUGAGUUGAUAGGCUAUUUUUGUCUUUUUAAAGGUUUUAAUUUCACCCCCACCAAAGUACCUCCCACGAAACACCAAAGGUGCUUUAAAAUUUUCAAAUAAAGGUUUUGUCUUAUCGGUUUUUGUGCCUUCGAUGUGAGCUACAGGAAAACAGAAUUUUCCCCCACCCCCCUUCUCACACCUUAGGUUUUUUUUGGGGGGCGGGCGGGGGGCUGGUUGGGGCGGUUGGGGUCAUUUUUCACCACCACCCCCCCGUUUUUUUUUUUUUUUUUUUUUUUUACAUUCUGGCAACAAUGUUGUGUUUUCUGUUUUUAACCACAAAAGGUUUCAAGCUUUGCUUCAAACCGAGCUUCCGUGCAUCUGCUUGAUUUAAAAUUUCUGGAGCACACCUGUUAGAUCACAGGGAAGGGCUACUGUGCACAUCCGUAAAUAAUCUUUAUAGCAUUAUAAUAUUUUGUUUUUUACUUUUGUGAUAAUCCCAAUUUCAUGAAUUAAGACAGGUGGGUUUAUGAAUUGCUAAUCCAGUUGCGCAAACCUCAUCCAGAUGCAUGUAAAUGACCUCUAGCUGUCACAAUUAGGUUUUUUUUAGUCUCCCAGUCUUCUUAAAACGGAUCAGAGUAGCGAUUUAGCGCUGCUUGAAGCCAAGGAAGUCGUUGGUUCUUCCCAUCAAAUUGUUUUUCCUCCGUAGCCAUUGAGAAAUAUCCUUCAGGAAAGUCACUUCCAUACACUUUUGUUUGCCCAGUGUGUAUUUUUAUGAGUCACCACAGGGACUGUUUUAAGUGGUGUCCAUGAAUUCAAUGCAGUUAUUUACAUGAGCUUUUAUCAAAGGCACACCCUGCUGGGAAACUGAUCUGGCAUCUGACAAGCGAGAAUAGAGGAAGAUUAGCAGUGUUGCAUUUAUAGGAUUAUAAAGAGCAUUUAUUUCAAAUAUAUAGAUUUUAUUUAUAUUCAUGGCCAGUUUAUGUCUUUCAAAACGUUUUAAAACGAUUUGACAGGUUUUUAAAAUGGAAUGCAAAGUAUGUGUGAUUCUUUUAAAUUAAAAGAAUCAUAAUUGAGCUUGUUAAUCAAGACCAGAGUAGAAAUAAAUGUCUGCAAGUAAUGUGAGAGGAUAGAUUCGUAUACCGUAUUUCCUCAAAUAGUGGCCAUCCCCACGAAUAGAUGUCAUGUCCUCAAUUAGUCGCUGAGUGCAUCAGCCACAUAAGACAAAUGAAGGCUUCAUUCUCAAAUGUUUGUUCAUAGAUGUUCAAGAGUUAACUGCUGAAGUCAUUUGACCGCUGUCAUUAACUAAUACAGCAGCUCCUCCCGAAGCAGGCAAACAGUCUCUCUGAUGAAUGUAAGUGUUAAGACUUAAUGCAAAGUAUUAAAGAUCUGUCUUAAAUGACGAUUAGCAAUCCAGGAGACUAACAUGAUUGCUCCACAAUGUUGUGUGUGUCUGUUAAGAUACGCAAGAGAGUAACUUCUUUUAUUAUGUUUUAAACUCCAGUUUAACAGGACAUGAAAUGUAAGAUAUCGGUAAUGUUGCACAAAUACACGCCUCCCCCUUAAUAGUCCUCCACACUCCCCAAAUACACGCCUCACAUUGUCUACAGUUGGUUAAAUAAACACACUUGCAGAAAUACUCUAUGAUCUGUUGAGAUUAGGGACUGGCAUAACAAUAGAUUGAUAAUUAUAUUGAAAUAUAUUAAUUAGUGAUUGUUUUGAUUGCAACCAGCAUUUGAUUCCAACUAGUUACCUAUCUACACAAGUACGUAAAGGCUUUAGCUAUGGCCAAUUGACCUGUAAAGACACAUUACGCAUUACGUUACCCUCAUACUAAUAGCAUUUAUAUUGUUACAGUGAGUUAAAAAUUACUUGGGCAAUUAAGCAAUUAUGCAAAUGAUUAGAAAAAGCUCACAUCACGCCAUCAAACAAAAAUUGAAAAGCAUUUAAUAAUUCUACCUGUCACUAUACAUUGCUGGCAUAGAAAGAUGAACAAAGACAUUAAUUGUAGUAAAUAAAUAAUAAUAAUAUGACUAAUUAAGUGAAAUUUGCUCAUUUUGAAUUAAACAUGAGUUCAAAUCAUUUGGCUAUAAAUUAACAGUUGAUCACUGCGACAUUGGCGUCUUUCAACACAAAAAUUGCAAAUUGCCACAUCACUGCAGUAAGAGAAAAUUCCAGCAUCUAUCUGCCAGAAAGCUGGAUGGCGUCACUUAAGUGUCUGGUGUCACAAUUGCUUUCGACAUAAAAGGAUGAGAGAAGUGAGUAUAAAGUGUUGAACAUUACGGAAUACACUAAGACACGUGUCUACGUCGAAUAAAAUAUUCUAUUUUACUUUACGCGUCGGCACAAUUUAUACAGCACAGCGACAUGGAAACAAGCAGUGCUAGAAAAUGUCUGGGUCAGUCUAAAGAAGUAUUAUUUCCUUCUAGUUGUACUUUCCAGCUCAUUAUUCAACUUCAGAGUAGCUGUCACACACCGUCAACCUUCACCGGCUCCCUGGCCUGACUGUUUUUUCCCUCUUAAUGCUUGAAAAAAAAAAAAGAUGAAUUAUUUUUAUUUUUCAAUCUAUGCAGAAUUUAUUAUUAUUAUUUACAAAAAGGAUCAGUGGAGACUUUUUUUUUUUUUUAAUUCUUAGGCCUGUGAUUUUUUAAUAUAUUUUUUUUAUAUAUAAUGUUUAAAAAAAAAGUGUCCAAUGCCUUUUUUUCAAGGUCGUGUACUGGUUUUAGACAGUACAUAUUUGUGUUUAUAUUUUAUAACAAAACAAAAGACAAACAAAAAAAACAGUUGGUUUGUGCCAUUCUGUACCUAAAGCUGGAGGCCACUUUUUCUCAUAGGAAAAUCCUCUGUGAGUUUUUUUUUUUUUUUUUUUUAAUUAAAUUACCAAGCCAGCCAAUGUGUUCAUACACUGGUACACUUUGUAAGUACAAAUGUAUACAUUGAAGCAUUGUUUUUAACCCAUUUUCUAAUUUAUUUUUCUGCCCCCCCCUUUUUAUUUUUUGCUUGUAACAUUUGAUGAAACAGGAUGAUGUAAAUAUAUCAGGGGGGUGUGAUUGUUCAUGAGAUUUCAUUGUAAGUAGUAAUUAAUAUUAAUGAAUCCAGGGUAUGUUGGGUUUUUUUCUCAAUAGGAAGAUGUUAACACUUGCAUGUUUUUAUUUAAAUGUACAAAGUGUAUAUAUGACAUUUUCCUCUAAGGGUGUAUUUCUACUCCAGAAGGACAUUUUUAUUGAAAUUGAAUAUCACUGUAAAUGUAUUUGUGAGAUACUUUUAUGCACAUUCCCCCCUCGCUCUCUCUCUCAUCUAUCUUUUUGUCUUCAGAACUGUAUAGAUGACACCCAAGUUCUCUCUUUCUCACACAUCUAUCUUUUUGUCUUCAGAACUGUACAGAUGACACCCAAGUCUCUUUACACUCCAGGGGUGGGGAACCUUUUUCCAAUCAGGGUCGAUUGUCACUAAAUUUCGGGAGAAAAAAAUGAUACCUGUCAAAAAUCCAUCCUUUUUCCGUACCGCUUACCCUCACUAUAGGGUCGCGGGCGUGCUGGGGCCUAUCGCAGCUGACUCUGGGCGAGAGGCAGGGUACACACUGAACUGGUCGCCAGCCAAUCGCAGGGCACAUAUAAACAAACAACCAUUCGCACCUAUGGGCAAUUUAGUCUUCAAUCAACCUACGACGCAUGUUUUGGGGAUGUGGGAGGAAACCGGAGUACCUGGAGAAAACCCACGCAGGCACGGGGAGAACAUGCAAACUCCACACAUGCGAGGCCAGAUUUGAACCCAGGACCUCCGAACUGUGAGGCAGAUGUGCUAACCAGUCUAAAGUGCAUUUUUAGACUUGCACGGCAGUCCGGGUUAAAUAGGAGGCUCCCCACCUCUGCUCCAGUCUUUUUCGUGAUCAUGUAUUCACCGCCAUGUUAUCAUUUUGUCUCCUGUAUUUUGUCCUGUCAUUGCCCAUCCUACUCGGGAUGAGAAUGUACAGUCUUGUCACGCCGAGAGUAUUUCCUACUUUUUAUGAGCAAUUGGUCACACGAGUCUUUUUAAAAAAAAAAAAAAAAAAAAAAAAAAAAAAAGGUAUUUCUCAACAGCUGUAGCAGUUUAUACAGUCUCUUGUAUACUUUUAAAAAGCCUCAACGAGCAGCCUACACUAUGUACCAUAGUCUAAAUUGGCUUAGUUUUUAAGAUGAAAUAGAUGCUAUUAUAUGAUGGAUGCAAUACGAUUCAAAGGUACUCUUGGAGUUUGAGCUUCAAACUUUAGGUCAUGUAAUUCAAAGAGCAUUCUUGUGAAGUGAGUAUUAAUUGUGACUAAUGAGAGUCUGUCCUGAAUAUUCUUUGUAUUUUUGUCGUAUUGAGAAUAAAAUAUAUAUGAAUAUGUUUA
Molecule: messenger RNA, 9126 nt
Organism: Phyllopteryx taeniolatus (common seadragon)
Lineage: Eukaryota; Metazoa; Chordata; Actinopteri; Syngnathiformes; Syngnathidae
Gene: aff4
Product: AF4/FMR2 family, member 4
Exons: 21
Coding region: 960-4427 (1155 amino acids)
Biological process (GO): regulation of gene expression
Cellular component (GO): super elongation complex; nucleus
Source: RefSeq, a predicted model, not a curated record